GUACGCCUGGGUUAUGUUUAUGUCAUUUACGAUGACGGAAGUUCUUGGCCGUUUAAGAAGUGGAUAUUUCCGUCAGUCACGUUGUCAAACCCUUCGAUUCAGCGUUUUCCAGACGAGAGCGGGACCGGGAAGGACAAAGGAAACAUACUUGGAUUCAUCAUAAACGGGCAGGUCGCCGAUAGGCAGUUCGAUUGGUUUGUGCCUGACAAGGUGAACGGGCUCACGCAAGCAGGACUCUCACGUUUGAAUCAGUCAAUCGAGGCCUUCGUGUACUGCAUUCUCGGGGCACAGGUUAAUGUGCGCAGCAGCAUUCUUGGUGAUGGAGGCUGAUCGAUUGAAGCGCAGGGCGAGUUUCUCACAUUACUGCGGAGGACGUUUUCAGGCAGCCAGACCUGGCCAAGCGCGUGCAGCGCUACCAGCUGGCUGUAGACAGGGCAAAGGUGAGACUUGAUUUAGCAGCGACGCCCGGAGCGUGACUGAUCCCCUCUCAGAUGGCGAUUAAUACAGAGAGAACAGUUGCUUACAACAACAAGCUCAGCCAGGCAACUUACACCAAACAUGAAUCUCUGGUUGAACAAUGACGUAAACAAAGAGACAAAAAAGUGGGGUUACGCCUCAUGGCGGCGGUCCUUCCAAAAUUAACCCGCCAAACAAUCACCCAGCUAAUCCCAUUCACAAGGAGGCAAUGAAACUGAAAAAGGAUCCGCCUACCAACCCAUCCCCCUCCUCGCCACCCCCUCCAACGACUACAAGUCACGACAUAAACAAGGCGAUGCUCGUUGUGGGUGCAGUUCUUUUGACUGGGCUUUAAAUUUUGAAGCGUUUUGCAUUAAAAAGGCGACCACAGCAAAAUUCAUUAGCCAGGUGUGCUUCGUCAGAAAUGAGAUGGCCUGUCCUGCCGCUAGAGAUGGCCAAGUUGAGAGUGUUUUUUUGAUGGAUUUGAAUAUUUAUUUCUUUGCUAAUAAGGAACCAAGAAGAGAGUCACCUUAGAAGGCUUAUGGGUAAGAGCUAAGUUUCUUUACGAUAUUUACUUUAUUUAAUUUAAGUUAAGCUUUGUGGCCUAGAGUUGGCACCUGGCGCAGUUUUCAUAAGUUCGGCUAGAUAUAUAUAUAUAUAUAUAUCUGUCUGGAUUUCCAAAAAGGUACCUCCAUGAGUUUUUUUAGCAACAGUCUCAUUUGAAUUUCAGUACAAAGAUCCCCUAACAAGCUGCAGUAGGUAAAAAAACAUAUGUUUAUAAUUCUGUUUUUUAUCUAUCCCCCCCCCCCUCCCCCCUCUCCCCUACCCAUAAAUACCCAUGAUUCUCUCCUUGUCAUAAAACACUAUUACAUUUGAAAUCAGCGCGCGCGAUAGAAGUUGUUUUAAUUGGUUGGUUAAUUUUCUGGAUUCCUUUCUGGCCGCCUUCAGCAAAGUUUUCCCGAAGGCAUCCUUAAGCCUUAUGACGGAAUAAGUCUUACGAUUGGCAAAGUCUGCGUCACGCCAAUAUGUUAUCGUAUUUCGUCUCAUUUUGGCUAAACAGGCCUAGGUCAAACAGGGUGAAACACUGAUCUCGGGCUUGAGACGGAAAGGCAUCAUAUUGCGAGCUUUGAUGUGGGCGGUGACGAGUCUCUAGCCUCAAAAAGUAGUUUGUAGGAGUCACAUCUAUUCGUCGAGAGCAAAAUUGAUGCAGAUUUCUGAGCAGGCCAGAGAUUUAGUUAAAAAUUGUUUUGAAGGCCGGCCUCUGUGUGUCCCUUUCAAAACGGCUCUUUUACAUCCGGGAUCUUGAAUAAAUCGACUGCUGUCAGGAGAAUUUACAUGUGAUGAUUUAUGUGUAGAAAGGGAGAGUAAUUCGAUGAUAUUUGGCCCGUAUUAAGUGUGGAACCAUUGUGCCUAGUUGGUGGUUGUGGACAGUUUUAUCAGCGUCGCGAACGUGGUUAAUUGUGUGAUUUCCCGAAGUUGUUGAUCGACAGAAUUCAGGUAUGUCGUGGUGGUCGUGUAAUGAGAAUAUUGUUUAAAAGCAAAAACACGCUUCGUGAGUGUUUAGUUGAAGUGAUUUUGUCUUAGACAACCGAUUCUGGGCUCAAGAAAGUUGGAUUCUAGGUCUGUUUUAGUCGGGCAUCUCGCUAUGAGCCUCAUAGUUUGAGAGACUGAGGCCCAGUUCAGACGUCGUGCUUCUGCCGUGCCGAACUUAAUUGUAAUUCUGUUCGACUGUAGCACGGCAGGAAAACAACUUUGAUUCAGACGUCGUGCCAGAGUCGAACCAAAUUCAGGAUUUACUGAUGCCUCGUAACAAUUCUCCUCCUAACUCCCCGUGGGAACGCAAUCUCGCCAAAAUACAUUAAUAUAAUUUAUGAAUUUUGCUAAGCACGGCAGAAGCACGACGUUUGAAUCGCUGCCGUGCCAGAGCCGUGUAGCACGGCAGCACUUGUCGAACUUAAUUGCUUGCCGAACUUAAUUCAAAAGUUUGAUUCAGACGCCGUGCUUCUGCCGUGCUUUUGUCGAACUUAAUUCCUGAAUCUAGUACGGCACGGCAGAAGCACGACGUCUGAACUGGGCCUCAAGGGUCAUAAUUUCUGUGCUUUUAAGAGCGCCGGUCAGGAAAAAUCGACCAAAAUCUAAUUUCGUGGUAAGAGUUGAAAAAUCAAUUUCUUUCAUUUUUUGUUCAUAGAUAGCUUUUAGGUAGAUAAGAAACCUAAAGUAGAUUAUUCCGCCGAAAUUUUUUUUAACCUGAAAUUCGCUAACAUUAACUUUCCUCGCGUUCGCAAACGAAGCCGCAUCGAGAAAUUUGGACGCUUUCCAUGAACAGAAAAAUUCUUUUUCUUCCACUAAAAGAUACCUUCAGGGCAAUAGCGAAGCUCGUCGUACUGAAAUAAUUCAAAAAUACGGGAUAGGUUUUCAGGAUAACAAAAACUCAAGUUCGUUACUCGUUUUCGACGGUAAUAUUUAACAUGUGGUAUAACUCCAAAUUCUCUUAAUGCUAUUUAAAUCAAACAUUUAGACAAUAAUUUAAAACAUACCUGGGAAUUGGCUUGGGUUACUGGAAUGUAAUCUCUGUAACACACCAUCGAAGUUCAGGAAUUCUCAUGGUAGGCCGGCGGUAAUUGUGUAAACACUUCCAAUUUCGAAACGCCCAAAAGUAGAUAUUUACAGCCUAAAGGCUCGUUUUCUGUACUUCUUGUAGGUUUACCCAUUGCAAAUUUUUUUUUUCCAAUCAAAGAGUGGGGUAAGAAGGUGAAACUGGGUCAAUUUUAGCCAUUUUGAAACGCUGAGCCCUACCAGACGUAAAUAUAAUAAAAAUCCCCACUAAAGGCCUAUGAGUAGUAAAACCAGCACAAAAAUAACAGGACCCCUCAACCGGGCCCCUAAGUGUCUAGGAAGCUACAGGCUAUAACUACAAAAACCUAUAAAUAUAAUCAAGAAUUGUUAAAACACGAUGGUCGGUUGCUAGGGCUUUUCCUCCCGCAACUUCGUAAAUUCAAUUGUUGGCUCACAGAGCAGUAUUUUAUAUUCCAAAUAAAGCAAGACAUUAAAACAUCUUAAGAAACAAUUUCUUUAAAUUUGUACCAAUGUUAAGGUAUUUUUGACGUUUCUUGAAAGUAUAACGUCAUAACUGAUGGCUAGUUUUAGUAACAUUAAAAACUUGCAAAGCACUUUUCAAAACAUUACAGACAUUUUUGCCACACAAAAAGAAUAUGUAUAGUGAAAACCCCAUCUCAAUCGGAUAAAAUGGCGUAAUUAAAGAAAUUCAAAUUUCCCCCCACAUGACCAUAUAUGGUCAAAAUUAGGGGGAUUUUAAACGCGAGAACAAUGAAUGUAUUGUUGCAUAAAAUCAAAAUUGUGCUUUUCUACUUACUUUUUUGGCUUAUGUGCUGCUAUGACGCGUUUUCGUCACGAAAUACGUCGUUGUGACGUCAUAGCACCACAUACCCUAAGUAGAAAAAACUACAAUUUUGAUUUUAUGUAACUUUGUUCUGGCUCCUGUUCCAAUACAUUCAAUGUUCUGGCGUUUAAAAUACCCCUAAUUUUGACCAUAUAUGGUCAUUUGGGGGAAAUUUGAAUUUCUUUAAUUAGCUGUAACUUAAGCCUGUUUUAUCCGAUUAAGAUGGGGUUUUCACUAGAAAUCAUAGAAUUCUAUACAGAAAACUAAUGUAAAAUUUUUACCAUUUCUUUCCUGAAUUUUUGUUCUGAUGCCAAAUUUGGACAUCAUCUAUCACGUCACAACAGAAGUCACAUGGGAUGAAAGAAAACCAAGAAACAAGUAACUUAUCAAACAACUUCCCUGCCAAGUUUCGUCACAUUCGAUGCAUUCUACUUCUGUCUAUGGCCUAAAACUCUCAGUUUUGAGAGGUGUUUGGGAGGAAAAGCCCUAGCAACCGACCACCGUGAAAGCUGUUUUUAAAAAGAUGUUUACAAGAACUUCACUACCCAGGCGUGUCAAUUCCACAGAGUGUUAUGUAUAAUGAAUACGAUUUUUAAAGUGAAAUUCUUGUCGUUUAUUUAAUCCGAAGGGCGCAAUGGAAAAUAAAGGCGCGCUCCAGUAAGCUUUUUUGGUGACCAAUAAUUUGUCUUUUUCUUGAUUUGUGCUGGUACAGAUUUGUCGGUCUAUGUAUUGAAAAGUAACGUCAGACAAAGUGUGUGGUGUUCUAUUAAAGUGUAUAGCAACUUCACAAGUUUUCUUGUUAAAAAAUUCUUAAGGAAAUUCUAACACCUUCUAAAGGGAGAAAAAGCUCCUUGCCAAGCACAGAUACACCAGCUUCAGGUUGUUUCAAAUGUGAAGAAACCAGAUGUGAUCCUAGUUUGUAAAAAUUUCCUUGUGAACUCUAACACAUUUUCUAGCGCCCAAACUGGCAAAACCUAUCUUGCAACAAACAACAAACAAAGGUUUUCGUGUAAUUCCACUAAUGUCGUUUAUUUGGUCCAUUGUAAAAAAUGCAAUCUUCAGUAUGUUGGCUCUACCACUACUGAAUUCAAAGUUAGUACGGGAAGCACAAAUCAUCUAUGAAAACUAACAAAAAAAUUUACUGGUUUGUUUCUUUAUUUUUUUAUUACUUUUUUAUUUAUUUUGUUGUUUUCUUUUGUAUAAAACUGUUCAGAGUCCUCUAUUUUUCCGUAAGAUCGUCAAGAUCGCGCGCUUUGCGUUACAGGCUGCGCCAUCUUGCAUGAGUGUCAAAACUACUUGGGGGGCGGGGGCGGUUUGGGAGGAAGCGAGAAAAAUAGAGGGACUGUAAUAACGUACAUCACUGCAGCUCGCGUUUAGAAGGCGUAACAGGAAUUUCAUUCCUUUUACCAUUCAUUAAUUAAGAAACUCCGCUGGCGAUGAAAACAAUGCGAGACACAUUUAGCCUCUAUUUCGCGUGUUUACAAAUAUCUCCUUUCGAAACAGUGAUUUCAUAAAGUUUCUGAGCCAUUCCUCCAUGUAAAAUCGGCAAACAUGCACAGGUGAAACAUUUUCCUAAUAGAAGCGCUAAGCAUGCUCGCUUCACCACAGAUUAAAACGGUUAAACCUCCCAAUAAAAAGCCGGGCAUUUCUGACAGGUCGUCUUUUUUGCUCGGCGUAGCGUCAAAUUUCAGUUCGUUUGGUAGAGACUGUGUUGCAACUUUCCCUGGCCAGGCCCCUCUUCUCCGCAGAGGCCCUUUUUGUGAUGUGGGGAGACUGAGGAGAAAGAAAAAGAGAGCGCGCGGGGCACGAUGGGAAGGGGGGAGAGAGAAGAGAGACCUCUGCCACAUAAUGUGCGGUUCACUGGCCGGAUUUGCGGUUCUAUUGUUUUGGCUAAACCAACCGACUGUUUGGACGCUUUUAAGAGCUGCUUUGAAGAUAAUGCCUUUUCCCUCUUCCCAUCGUCCCCCGCGUGCUUUCUAUUUUUUCUAUUAUUGCUAUUUUUAUAGGGAUACCCAGCGGGAGCCUCUGCGGAGGAGAGAGUGUGUUCUAUAUUUGUUUUAAAUCCUUUUUAAAGAUAAAUAUCUUUUUCACGAGGGAGAUCCAGCCGAUUAACAUAAAGGUGCAGUUCAUAUUUUUGCUACGCGUACAAGGUAGCGGCUAGCUUUCUUGAGAUAAAGCAAAGACUAUAAUUUUGCGUUUGCGAAAAGUUGAUUUCCGUCUUAUUCACUCAGGUGUACAAACCUCGCAUUGUUUUUUUCAAUUAAAGUUUUAUCCGACUGGCAAUCACACUUUCCGUCUUUUUCAACAUUUAAAAACUGAAAGCCAAGGUCAAAGCACGGACGAUCUUCAGCCAUAAUGGCGGACAGGCGAAAAUAUAAAUUUCCCUUAUUUAUUCGAAUAAGCGCCCAACCUCGAAUUAGCGCCCACCUCGAAUAAGCGCCCAUGCUAAAGGCAGAAAAAGUUAAUAAGCGCCCAGCCUCGAAUAAGCGCCCACCCACCCCACUCCCUCCAAAAAAAACUCCAAUAACAGCCUGAUAAGAGAUAAGAAGAGAUACUCCCGAAGACGGAGUUUUCUUCAGAGUAUUUUACAGAAACCUUGCUUUGCUACAUCUUCGCUUUUUGUUAGUACCAUUUACUGUUUUGUUGUAAAAUAUACUACUACACUUGCCGAGAAUGGUGAAAAUUAAAUAAGCGCCCAGCCUCGAACAAACGCCCACCUCGAAUAAGCGCCACUCUAAAGGUCCAAAAAUUUAAUAAGCGCCCAGGGCAGUUAAUCGAAUAAAUACGGGAAGGGGUUAAUGUUUGGCAGAGAGAGUGACGUAGCUUGCGUACAUAAGUGGCGCUAUAAUGCACGCGUGACGUGUGCUGAGUGCCUUAUGGAGAUAUAAUGAACUGGUCUCGACCAAUCCGAGAAUCCAAUUUUAACCUUGGUUAUUUUACAAUACUACCAUAAGGCACAUCUUGCGCCAACACACGAAGGAUUUUUGGUAUUCUGAAGAUGAAAAAUAACGUAAGCCAACAUGCUUUUAAAGCAGCCCGGCCACUCUCUCCUCCACCUAGGCUCCCGCUGGAUAUCCCUAUAAAAAUAGCAAUAAUAGAAAAAAAUGGAAAGCGCGCGGGGGACGAUGGGAAGAGGGAAAAGGCGUUAUCUUUACAACAGUCACCGCCUCCAAAGCGUCCAAAUAGUCGGCUGGUUUAGCCAAAACUACAGAACCGCAAAUCCGGCCAGUGAACCGCACAUUAUAUGGCAGAGGCCUCUCUUCCCCUUCCCCCUUCCCAUCGUGCCCCGCGCGCUCUCUUUUUCUUUCUCCCCAGCCUCCCCACAACACAAAGAGGUCUCUGAGGAGGGGAGAGUAGCACACAUUAUUUUAAUAUAAUCACGGAUUUGACCUCAUAUUCAACUAAAUCAGAUUCAUUGCCUGCGUUAAGGGCAUUUUACUACAUAAGGAGGCCUGGAAUUCAAAGUCAUUUUCCAAUCAAAUAACUUAACAUAUUCAUGAUAUUGGGUGAUGUACUGAUAGUGACACAAAAGCUAACUUCCGCAAAGAUGACAAAUAUACCUAGCAACCUCAAAUUUACGCUUAUAUUUCCCAAAUUACGUUUUAGGUUAGAGUGAUUUUGCUUGAUCUGUGAAACAGGUACUAACAAAUAGUGCCAAAUAGCAAGAGCUAAACAAAACAAUACAAUUGAAUUAGUGCAUAAUAGUACGUAGUAUUCUACAACCUAUUUCAAGGGUCAAGUAAAAUCAUUCUAUCAUCCCAGUCCGCUCUAGUAUGGCUGCAGCCAGUGUGGUCGCUUUCUUCUCUACUGCCGUAUUCCUCGGAAAUGUUGCUUUCAGUGCGACAGGAUUUGCAAGGGUAAUUGUUUUCCUCUUUCUAUAUCAGCUUGGUUCAUUAGCAUGGCUUGAUUCUUGUAACAUUGAAUACGCUGUUUUGAUAGACACACUUGGUUUCGUUGCCAUUCUCCCAAUAACAAUUUAGCGUUCUAAUCUAAGAGAUAACAUUCGUGCCGAGCUACUGGUUACGUUUGUUCCAAUCACAUUCGCAGGAACACCACUUGGUCAAUACCUGCAAGAUUUCACUCCGGCGGUACUGGGCUUUAAAGGUUCUGAUUGGCUCCCUGACAAUAGUAGUUACAGCCUGGCAGAUUCAUGAGUAUUGCAAGAAAAGAAGGACAGAAAAGAGACUUGAAGAGAAAAAGGAAUCCAGAGUGACUGAAGACAACGCUUUGACAGCUCAUGUACAGGAAGACUGA
Molecule: messenger RNA, 8110 nt
Organism: Porites evermanni
Lineage: Eukaryota; Metazoa; Cnidaria; Anthozoa; Scleractinia; Poritidae
Source: the annotation of a GenBank genome assembly